This is a messenger RNA of Colletotrichum phormii, 1347 nucleotides long. Its product is annotated as DHHC zinc finger domain-containing protein. Gene Ontology annotation, molecular function: protein-cysteine S-palmitoyltransferase activity. Lineage: Eukaryota; Fungi; Ascomycota; Sordariomycetes; Glomerellales; Glomerellaceae. Gene Ontology annotation, cellular component: endoplasmic reticulum membrane. The record is from RefSeq and is a predicted model, not a curated record. The transcript has 2 exons. The coding region runs from base 1 to 1347 and encodes 448 amino acids.
AUGGCCAACAUCAACGAUACCCCCCUCAUCAAACGCCUCGCCGUCCCCGGCGCCACCGCGCUAAUGGGCUUCCUCUCCGUCUCCUCCCAGAUCCUCUUCUACGUCGCCGACGACUCCCUCGCCCCCGGCCGCCUCACCCGCUCCGAAAACUACACCUACAACGCCCUCCUCUUCUGCCUCUGGUACACCUACUACAAGGCCUGCACCGUCGACCCAGGCCGCUACCCCUUUCCCGAAGCUACCGUCAUCGAGGUCCCCGAGCCAGACGAGUACGGCCUCGUUCGGCGCUGGUGCAAAAAGUGCGCCGCGCCCAAACCGCCUCGCGCGCAUCACUGCCGACACUGCGCGCGUUGCGUCCCUCGCAUGGACCACCACUGCCCCUGGACAGGCAACUGCGUCUCCCUCACAACCUUCCCACACUUCCUCCGCUUCCUCGCCUGGACAAAUUUCUCCCUCUGGUACCUCGCCCACCUCCUCUACGCCCGCUUCGCCGCCAUCUGGGACAACCGCCUCCUGCCAUCCUACCUCGGCCCUUCCCUCCCCAUCCUCGUCCUCCUGACCCUCGACAUGCUCAUCUGCUUCUUCAGCUCCCUCGCCCUCGGCAUCCUCUUCUUCUCCACCGUCCGCGGCUGGGUCCUCAACGAGACCAUGAUCGAAGGCUGGGAAGUCGACCGCCACGCCGCCGUCUGCGACCGCAACCGCAAAGAUGCCGGCGAGUUCUGGUCCAUGAUGGGACCUGAUGGCAAGAAGCUGAGGCUGGAAAAGGUGGAGUUUCCGUAUGAUGUUGGUAUCUAUGCGAAUUUGUCGCAGGCGAUGGGGACCGGGAACCCGUUGCUGUGGUUAUUCCCCUUUUCCGGGAACCCGCGCGUGAGUGAGGAUGGAAGGGGUGUCGGCUGGGAGUGGCCCGAGAACGGGCUGAAUCGCAAGGAAGGCAUGUGGCCGCCGCCAGACCCGGAUAAAGUGCGACGGUCCGCGCAGGGAGGUUGGCCUUUGGUUCGGGAUGCUGAGAGCAUGGUGGUGCCGAGAUACGGGACCAAGGAGGAAGAACUCGAGGCCUUUAGGACGCGGCAGGAUGCGGAUCGGCGGCGGUGGCAGAGUAACCGGUCACGAAUGAUGGAAGAGCUGGAGGAGGUGGACGGCGUAGAGGGCUACGAUAUGAUAGAUAGUGACUCUGAAGAUGGUUCUGAGGAGGGCGCGGAUGGAGAACCCGGUUGGACGAACGCGGAUGGCGAGCGGUUACAGGAUUUUGGCGUAGACGAGGAUGAGGAUAUGACUGACGAUGAGGAUGUACCUCUAGCAGAGCUAUUACGUCGCAGAAAAGUCCUCCAAAAAGACGGAGAGGAGUAA